Messenger RNA from Capsicum annuum, 2651 nucleotides. RefSeq names its product pentatricopeptide repeat-containing protein At1g07590, mitochondrial. The transcript is spliced from 5 exons. Lineage: Eukaryota; Viridiplantae; Streptophyta; Magnoliopsida; Solanales; Solanaceae. The coding region runs from base 312 to 1958 and encodes 548 amino acids. The record is from RefSeq and is a predicted model, not a curated record. Gene Ontology annotation, cellular component: mitochondrion. Gene Ontology annotation, molecular function: protein binding.
CUUUUCUUUUCUUUCUCCUCCAUAGCCGCUUUAGUCUUCCUUUUCUUCUCUGUGAUUCAGUGAGUGUGAUUGAUAUUGAUGGAGCUCAGUUCUUUGAGGACCUUAAUGAUUUCUGGUGCAAUGCUGCUGGUCUUGAUGGAAAGACUGUAACUGUUUGCAGCCUUAGAUGGUGAUUACCUGAGUUAAUCAAACCAUGGCAGGUUCACUCUUAUGGUUUCUGUGGACUAGUGGUGCUGAGUACAUAAUUUCAGAGCAAUUCUUUCCUUAAGCGGGCCUGAUGAGUAAAGUAGGUUUUGUUUCUCAUAUCAACAAUGAACUUCAUAUCCAUUUUGCGCCAACGGAGGAUCACUAGUGCGCUUCAUCAAACAAUUGUUAUAUCUUUGUCCAAACAAAGUAUUCAUUCAUGUCACAGUUUUUGUUCAAAAACAUCCGAUGCAAAUUUUACUUCAGAGAACUCAGAAUCCAAAAAAGAAGAAAGGUUGAUAGCUCAGAACGCAGAAUCAGAAAAAGAAGAAAGGUUGAUAGCUCCCGGAAUGGUGGCAACAAGGAACAGCUUAAGUCAAAGAAUUGAAAGUGUACCCAUGGGAGAGUCCGUCGGAUCCACUUUCCAAAGCUGGAUGGGUGAUGGUCUGCCUAUUCAUAGAGGUGACAUUUUCCACACCAUCAAUCGUUUGCGCAAACUCAAAUCCAACAAGCGUGCUCUUGAGGUGAUGGAAUGGGUUAUAAGGGAGAGACCAUACAGACCAAAGGAACUAGAUUACUCAUAUUUAUUAGAAUUCACUGCUAAGCUUCAUGGCAUAUCACAAGCGGAAAGCCUUUUCUCCCGAAUUCCAUCAGAGUUCCAAAAUGAGUUGCUGUACAACAAUCUUAUACUCGGAUGCUUGAACAGAGGCAUGAUAAGGCUUUCACUAGCAUAUAUGAAGAAAAUGAGAGAGCUAGGUCACCCCAUAUCUUAUCUGGUGUUCAAUCAGCUCAUCAUUCUCCACUCCUCUCCAAGCCGCAAGAAGUCAAUACCUAAAAUCUGGACGCAGAUGAAAGCCGAUAAGGUUAUUCCACAUGUUUCAACCUUCAAUAUUCUGCUCAAGAUAGAAGCAAAUCAACACAAUAUUGAAGGCCUAUUGAAAGUGUUUGGUGACAUGGAAAGAGCAAAAGUUGAACCGAAUGAGGUAUCUUACUGCAUAUUGGCCACUGCACAUGCUGUGGCCAGAUUGUAUACAGUUAGUGAGACCUAUAUUGAAGCUAUUGAGAAGUCUGCAACUGGACAAAACUGGUCUACGCUGGACAUUCUUGUCAUACUGUAUGGGUAUCUGGGAAACCGGAGUGAUUUAGAGAGGACAUGGGGCAUCAUUCUGGAGCUUUCUCAUGUCAGAUCUAAGAGUUAUGUCCUGGCAAUCGAAGCAUUUGGUAGGAUCGGAGAUCUCUGUCGAGCUGAAGAGCUAUGGUCCGUAAUGAAAUCGAAGAAUUCUUUGAAGUCAAAUGAGCAGUUCAAUUCGUUGAUAGCUGUAUAUUGUAGACAUGGACUCAUCACCAAAGCCACUGCCAUGUAUAAGGAGAUGGAGCAAAGUGGGUGCAAGCCAAACACCAUUACUUUUCGGCAUCUUGCUCUUGGUUGCUUGAAAGCGGGGUUAGUUAAGGAGGCUAUCAAAACUCUUCAACUGGGGAUGGAUAUGGAAGCAAGCAUAAAGGUGAAAAGAUCAACUCCAUGGUUGGAGACUACUCUUUCAAUAGUUGAAAUAUUUGCAGAUAAUGGCGAUGUAGAGAAUGUUGAAAAGUUGUUUGAAGAACUGAAGAAAGCAAAUUAUACUAGGUAUACUUUUGUGUACAAUGCGUUAAUUAAGGCAUAUGUUAAGGGGAAGGUAUAUGAUCCAAAUCUUCUUAAAAGAAUGAUUCUUGGAGGGGCUAGGCCAGAUUCUGAGACCUAUAGCCUUUUGAAAGUUAUUGACAAAUUUCAGACGUGAUUAUAUUAGAAUUAUUUUGUAUGAUAUUACACUGCUGCUUCAAAUUACUCAGCUAGGAGUAAUCCUAUUCUGCCCAUUAGUGAAGAUAGCCAUACUUCAGCAUGCCCGUCCUAUUCGAGUCGUGGAGAGAUGAUGGCAGGUACUUGCUCAAUGAGUUGCUGGAUUGAUUUUGACAUGCAAUGCUUAUCAAAAACAUGUUUCAUAUGUUGCUGAAGGUGGUAAUGCAUCACAUAGCAGAAACAGAUACAACAACACACCCAGUGUAUUCCCACAAAGUAGGGUCUGGGGAGGGUAAAGUGUACGCAAUCCAUACCACCACCUCAGAUGUAGAGAGGCUGUUUCAAUACUGCAAGAUUUAGAGCUUUUAUCUAUAGCAUAAACAGAUAAAAGCUCUUAAUCUUGCAGUACGAGGAAUUUGAUGAAUGAAGACUGGAAAAUCUGCAACAGAUGUAUGCAUCAGGAACAGGAAAAAGCGGAGUUUUAUGGAGAUUGCAGCUGAAUGGGACGAGGAAGAGACCGAGGAUGAGGCAGUUGUGAGAAGAUGCCAAGCACCAAAGAGAAAUGCUUGGCCAAAAACCAGUUAUAAGGAACAAACAACCAUCUGAGAGGACUCUUCUGUCACGUAGCACAAUCUUAAUAGCUUAGUUGGAUGACCACGUGAACUAUUAUAUUAUUGGUGUGGGUUCGAUUCUC